UACAAUACAGAGCCAUACUCGAGGGAGGAUGUUCAUUUAUUCUAACAGCAACUUACAAACUUCAUAAGUGGCACGAACAGCAGAAGAGUAAAGAGUUUAAAACUGUUUGGACCACAUGCGAUAGCACAGGUGACACACACAAAAGACUUUCAUCAUACAAAAUAAACAUGUACGGAUCACUAGUAUUAUUCUCAUCUUUUCUGAUUUUGUUUUUUGGAGCGAAGCAAGGAGAUGGAUGUAACUGUUUUCCGGUUCACCCGCAACAACAAUUCUGUGACGCAGACUUUGUUAUCCGAGGGAGAAUAGUUGGAAAAAAGGACAGCUUCUCGCCGCUGAAUAACCAACUUGACAGUGGAGAUAACUAUAUUGAUUACAACGUUACCGUUGAAAGGAUCUUUAAGGGGCAUAGAUAUAUGAAGAUUCAAACGAACAUCGACAUAACAGCGGCAAAGGAAGAAAGAAGCUGUGCGGUUAAUGAUCUGAAUGUACGAGAUACGUAUCUGUUCGCAGGUAAGGGAAAGAAAGUGUUUCAGAUUAAGAGUUGCGACUGGGUGGUUAGAUACAAGAAACUGUCACGAAAACAGAGGCAAGGAGUUCGUCACAUGUACAAACAAUACUGCAAUUCCUGUAAUAUCAGCCCAUGUUAUGAUCAAACAUCGUGUAAUCAAGCAGACUCCAACACCUGCAUGUGGGAUCUAUCCAGCAUGAAGUACGGCGAUAUCGAUUGCGAGAGUAUCUACUCACGCUGUCUCCGUACCACCGAAGGCACAUGCAAAUGGCUCAAGUCUAAAGAGGUUCGCAACUGCCUGGCAGGGAGGAAACGUGCACGACUUUCGCGUAUGAUCAACCCAUAGAUAACAUUGGAAAUUAUAGACCAGCGUACCAUUUAAUUAAAUAAACAUUUGAAGGAAUAACGGAGCGUGUGUAUAAUCUAAAAUAGUUGCGAUAGAUGUAGAAUGAGGUUAUUGACAUACGCCAUUGAACACGAAAACGUUGUGGAGAAGAUACAGCAUGGAAGUCAAAUUUUCACAAGAUCUGUGAUUAUUUUUUUUACAUUAGAUUGUCUGUUAAAAAUCUAGUCAAAUUUAUUUGUGAUACAACUCAAUUAUUUUAUUAUACAAAUUCAAAUAAAAUGAGACUUCAAUUUUUAUAUUAACUGAAAUAAUUAUUAUAAAACAUAAAUAGUAUUAUUCCCUUUAACUAUUUCUAAAUAUAUGGAGUAUAUAUGUUGGGAAAUAUUUCUACAUUAGGUUUAAUAAACAAAAGAGAUUACAUUCAAAAAAAUUCCAAAUUUAAAACUGCCUGAUCAGAAUAUGAUUAUCCUCCAAAAUCAAUUAUUGUUCUAUUGUUUUUUUUGGUAGAGUUUUCCCUGAAAAUAAAAAUUGUAUAAAGCGAUUUUUUUUUUAGAACUGUUGAUCAGUAAAAAUUAAAACAAAAAUCUAUUCUAACUGUUUAUAUUAUUAAAUUAUGAAUAUCAUUUUGCAUUAAUUUUCUGAACAUGCUUUUAGUCUAGAGGUUAUUUUUUACUUCAUUACUAUAAUUUCAAAUUAGAUAUUAGACUAUUAAUUGCAAAGGUUUAAGUUAGAAUGUUAGGCUUUGUUAAGUGCAAUCUAUUAACUAUUGAUUUUGCUUCACUUAUUUUUCUGAGAACUAAUUAUUUCAUCUAUCACCUGUAAAAAAACUCCUGAAAAUUAUUUUUCUACCUUAACAUUCCUUUUUCAUUUCUUUAUAAAUUUCUUCUUAAGAAUUACAUUAUGUAACAGGUGAUUUCAGGUGAAAAUUAUGCAAAUGUUUCUUAUGUAAAAUAUGUAUAUACAUUUUUUGCUUUAUUUGUGAAAUAAAAGAAAUUAUGAUAAACUACAUUAGCCCA
Messenger RNA from Anneissia japonica, 1870 nucleotides. RefSeq names its product metalloproteinase inhibitor 2-like. Gene Ontology annotation, molecular function: metalloendopeptidase inhibitor activity; protease binding. Lineage: Eukaryota; Metazoa; Echinodermata; Crinoidea; Comatulida; Comatulidae. Bases 168 to 854 code for a protein of 228 amino acids. The transcript has 4 exons. Gene Ontology annotation, biological process: negative regulation of membrane protein ectodomain proteolysis; negative regulation of endopeptidase activity. Gene Ontology annotation, cellular component: extracellular matrix. The record is from RefSeq and is a predicted model, not a curated record.